Cryptosporidium muris RN66 is the source of this 387-nucleotide messenger RNA. Its product is annotated as 60S ribosomal protein L24, putative. Lineage: Eukaryota; Apicomplexa; Conoidasida; Eucoccidiorida; Cryptosporidiidae. The coding region runs from base 1 to 387 and encodes 128 amino acids. Gene Ontology annotation, cellular component: cytosolic large ribosomal subunit. The transcript has a single exon. Gene Ontology annotation, molecular function: structural constituent of ribosome; mRNA binding. Gene Ontology annotation, biological process: cytoplasmic translation. The record is from RefSeq and is a predicted model, not a curated record.
AUGUCCACAGUAAAAACAACUAUAAAAACAGAUAUAUGCUCAUUUAGUGAACAUCGUAUUUAUCCAGGACGUGGAAAAAAAUUUGUUGCUCGUGAUGGCAGGGUUUCCACUUUUCUAAACCAGAAGUGUAAUUCAUUAUUUCAGCAGAGGAUUAAGCCAGUGAAACUGACAUGGACUGUUGGAUGGAGAAGAAUGAAUAAGAAGUUAACAUCUCAGGAAUUUAGUGCAAAGAAGAGAAAUAGGAGAACUGUUAGACUACAGAAAGCAAUUGAGGGUUUAUCACUAGAUGAUAUAAGAAAGAAGAGAGCUCAAUACCAACAAGUUUCAGGAUCAGCUCAAAAGGCUGCAUUAUCAGAAGCUAAAGCUAGACAGAGAAAGCAUAAGUAG